ACCCGUGGCAACCCGAGUGUUCUUUUUUAAAACCCCUUAAGCCUUGAACACUUUGUCUUUUCAUUCUCUUUAAACUAAUCUUCUCUCUUUGUGUAGUCACUAACUGUUCUCUUCUUUAUAUAUCUUUCUUUGUCUAGUUUGCUUGAUCUUCCCUUGGAUCAUUUUUACUCUUCCACGAUGGAGAAUGGUUUCACUUCUUCUCCUCGAAACGACACGUUUAACCCUGCUGGUCUUCGUGUUCUCGUGGUUGAUGAUGACCCAACUUGGCUUAAAAUCCUUGAAAAGAUGCUCAAAAAGUGUUCUUAUGAAGUAACCACGUGUGGUUUAGCCCGAGAUGCCUUAAGCUUGCUUCGUGAGAGAAAGGACGGUUAUGACAUCGUAAUUAGUGAUGUUAAUAUGGCUGGUAUGGAUGGUUUCAAACUCCUUGAGCAUGUUGGCCUUGAAAUGGACCUUCCUGUUAUCUUGAUGUCUGUUGAUGGAGAGACAAGCCGUGUAAUGAAGGGUGUGCAACAUGGAGCAUGCGAUUAUCUUCUGAAGCCCAUACGAAUGAAAGAAGACACACAAAAUCACAACCCAAAUCGCUCAACUCUUACACUGUUACAAUAA
Pistacia vera is the source of this 606-nucleotide messenger RNA. RefSeq names its product two-component response regulator ARR11-like. Lineage: Eukaryota; Viridiplantae; Streptophyta; Magnoliopsida; Sapindales; Anacardiaceae. Gene Ontology annotation, biological process: cytokinin-activated signaling pathway; phosphorelay signal transduction system. The record is from RefSeq and is a predicted model, not a curated record. The transcript is spliced from 3 exons. The coding region runs from base 178 to 606 and encodes 142 amino acids.